This is a messenger RNA of Trichoderma reesei QM6a, 3360 nucleotides long. RefSeq lists its product as uncharacterized. Gene Ontology annotation, molecular function: serine-type endopeptidase activity. The record is from RefSeq and is a predicted model, not a curated record. The coding region runs from base 1 to 3360 and encodes 1119 amino acids. NCBI's taxonomy places the organism in Eukaryota, Fungi, Ascomycota, Sordariomycetes, Hypocreales, Hypocreaceae. Gene Ontology annotation, biological process: proteolysis. The transcript is spliced from 7 exons.
AUGGUCUUAACUGGCAAAGUCGGCUCAAUGGGUGACGAAAAAAAACCCAACGCUAUGGAGGAAAUUCACACCAACAUUGACAAGAUCGAGACGACCUGGGCCGAGGCAGUCAAAAACAAUGACGGUAACUUUGCGGGAAAACUGAACAAAAAAGUCGAAGAUCUGUUUGACAAGAUGACCGCGGCGCUAGAAGAGGCCAAGACCGCCAAUACCACGACUCGCAUGGUGUCCGCUAUCGAAGACUUCCUCUUUAAAGGCGACUUGAAGAAGAAGCACAUCGACGGAUGCAUUCUCUGGCUCCUCCUCUGGUCAGCGGCAGGGCUGAAACACGAGACAUCCCAGACAUCGGGUGCCGACGAGGCUAUUUUUGGCAUGGUCAUGGAGCGAUACCCAUAUAUGGCCUUUGACAAUCCCUCCUACUCGAAGCUCAAAUUCAAGGAGCCUGGUUCAUACAAGUCCAUCAAAGACCAGUGCCCGAUCGAGGCUAAAGAAUGGAUCGAAUGGCGCCAAGGUCACCAUUUCCACCAGAAACUUGAGGGUACGCCCUUCCACCGCGCCGCCAAAAAAGGCAAAUCCGCCAUCAUCAGACUCAUCAGAAGUUCACUUGCCAAGAUCGAGGAGUCCCACCAUGGGCCAAUCUACGCGCUCAUACAAGGCGAAGAUCCCUCCAAGCAGAGAACAACGGCGCUGCAACAAGUCAUUCACGCGCGACAUGGCAGCGUAGCAACGCUAGGUGAGCUUUUGGCAUUUGAAUGCUUAGCAGCCUCGCCGGAUCUCGAUAAGAUCUUUGCCGACGCUGUUGAGGUUGGCACAGAGAAUAUUGUCGAUGUCUUCCUUACGCAAGACAAUCUGAAAAAACGCUUUGCGAAAAGCGACAAUAUACUCAAAGCAAUGAGGAAGGCAAAGGGCAGUCUCGAAGUGGGACAACAAUAUCUAAGGAUCGUCAAAAAACUCAUUGAUUUGAUCCCCCCGGAAGAAACACUGGCCGAUGAGGUCAUUGAAACCAUCAUCGAGCAACAGGCUAUGGGUGAGCGUGAUCAAACUCAAGGCUCCGUUGCUUCGUCAAAAGAACAGCUGGGCUGGAUUGAUAUUUGGAAGGCAGCACAUGCAAGACCAACAUCGAUAUCCACCGAAGUCAAAUCCAAGUUGCUCCAUCUUGCUGUUUACUAUCAAAGCCUUGCUCUUGUAACCGAAUUCCUCCAGCAUCCACGAUACUCCAAAUCGGUUGCGCAUCAAGUGCAGCUGCUGAAGACCAGCAAUCAAGGCGACAUCUCCGCCCAGAACCCACACUAUCCUCUGUGGUACCACAACAACAAUGCAUGGAUUAAGGGCUCCGCAUGGAAAAAUCAGGAUAUUUCGUCCAAAAUACGAUCCAUGUUAGUAUAUUCGACAGUUCGGCAAGCGAAAAAGAUGCGGGACUUGUCAGAGAUCUUCUACAAAUCAGAUCAAUUCGUCCGCGAGUUGUGUCUCGACCUGUCGCAUUUCAACUCCAAGUUGCACCGCGUAUCAAGUUUUGUGGAUUCUUUCAUCUAUCAUUCGCAGAACGAUUCGUUGCUUUCGUAUGAAGAGACACUUCGCUAUGUCGAGUUCCCUGCCCUAGACUUGAAAGUGGACGACAGGGAGACGUUUGGAGACAAUAACCAUCUCUCAGUUCAACACACAGAGGUCUUCAGGCUCCUCACCUGGCUCCAGGAGAAGAUGCAUGUGAGGCACAUUAUUCAACUCAAAGUCCCUGACAGGCUGAUCAAUCCCCACAAUGAGAACUGCAUAGCCAGUUCACCUGCAGCCAAGGGCAAAACAAAUGCCGACACUGAUUCUAUGAAGGCUAAGGAGAAGAUCAAAGAAUUGCAUUUAUACUCAAGCGGCAAAAGGGCUGUCAUCGAUCACUGGUUAAGCGAUGAGGGUAUUCCAACUCUCACCAAGGCGAGUGUCUCCACCUUCUAUCCCCUCAAGAACAGCAUUGACAUCUUGUCACAUUCAGUUGCUAACAACGGGUGUCCAAGGGAAACUGUGACGGAAGAGUACUGCAAAGAACUCAUACCGUUCGUCUUUAACGGCUUGAACGCUAUGAAAGCUAGACACUCCGAUAGACCGACGUGCAAUUUCAAUCUGAAUUACUCUACGGUGGACUCCAUGUUUUGGAACCCAACGCACACUCUGGUCGAUUUAAACGAGAUUGCCCAUAAGGUCACGCCUCGUCUUGCCAAAUUCCUCAAGAGCCUCGGUGAGUACAUUCCUCGCAGAGAAGGUCAAACCCAGAAGAUACUUCGCCGCACUCGGGUGGCGAUAAUCGAUAAUGGUGUGUUGAGCAUCACGCCGAGGCCAGAUGACACAGCUGGAGGGGGACAGAACAAGGAAAGCAGCAAACAUGAAGACAAUGAGCCAAUCAGGACCCCUGGCACCAAGGAAAGCUUUAGUGUUUCAAGCGCCAGGGAAAGCAGCUCUAGCACGGCUUUUCAUGAGAGCCAGAGUCAUGAUACGUCCGGACGGAGGAGACUUUCGUCAAGAAUCAAGAAGGGCCGCUCUUUUGUAGAUGAAGGAUCAAAACUGUACCCUUGGCACCUUGCUUCCGAUCCUCAUGGUACGCAAAUGGCGAAUCUCAUCUGCGCCAUGGACCCGUUCUGCGAGCUUUAUGUCGCGAGAGUGGCCGAAGGCAAGUAUGGCAUCACGCCAGACAGGCUUCCGUCGAUGUACAUGCUCACCGUCUGUCCCCCAUGUAAGGCGAUCAAAUGGGCCCUUGAAAACCAGGUGGACAUCAUUUCCAUGAGCAUUGCCCUUCUUGACAAGGGGAACGAGAUGCAACACUGGGUGCACAAGGCCAAGGAAAAGGGCGUCGUCAUCGUCUGCAGCACCCACGAUGAAGGAACUCGCUCACUUACAUCGUACCCGGCCGAGUGGAAACCGGGGCUCAUCAUCACAUCAUGCGAUGAGUACGGACGCCUACUGCACAACAUCGACAACAGCAAAUAUGACUUUGCGGUACAAGGACACAACGUAUCAGCCGGUGUCAUACCUUUCAUUGAGUCGAGCGACUCCAUUACAGGCAGUUCCGUUUCGACAGCUCUGAUCGCCGGCCUUGGCUCGCUGAUUCUUACCUGCCACAAAGUGGCACACCUUGAAGCACAGCAGCCGGAAACUACCAGCAUAGACCUGGAAAGCAGUGAGAUAUUCCCUUACGCAGAGGGACAACUACAGAUGGUUGAAACACACUUAAAGUCUAUGGUGGCGGAGGGCACACGACAUGUUGUGCUGGAGAGAUUCGGCAAGAUUGAUUCGACCACCAAGCAAGGUGAUAAUGUUUACGCCGACAAGGUGCUGAAAGAAUCGUUUCACAUGCGGGAUGCGAUAUCAAAAGAUUGA